UUCAAUUACUGGUACCCCUAUUGCCAUACCCUCCCUGGAAAAUUGAGUGUCGUGCUCAUAACCGUCUCGAAUGUGUACGUUUCCGCGCAUCUAAAUUCCGUUGGAAAGGCUUUAUUUGACGUCAAUUUUACCCCAUUUGUGCAUGUGACCCGACUGACCUCAGGGUCACCCUACCAACCGACCAAUCAUGAUGAUGAUAGGGGAUGACGUCAGCGAGCCUUCCUCGCCGGAGUCCGCUUUCGAUGACACUGAUUUGCUGAACUCCGCCAUGCAUGAUGAAGUCACAGCUCAACUCGCUGCAGCAGGUCCCAUCGGUGUUGCCGCAGCUGCUGCCAUCGCAACUGGGAAGAAGAGAAAGCGCCCUCACUCCUUUGAAACCAACCCCUCAAUACGCAAACGACAACAGACGAGGCUACUCAGAAAGUUAAGAGCCACUAUUGAUGAGUACACUACCAGAGUUGGUCAACAGGCAGUGAUGAUCUGCUGUACACCGGGGAAACAGGAAACCAACUUCAAAGUCUUUGGCGCCAAUCCUCUUGAUCAUGUGGUCCGCAGCUGCAAGAGCGUCAUCAUGAGCGAGCUGGACAACGCGCUGGCCCAGCAGACACCGCCGACCCAGCCCGGAGACAACACCAACCUCUACGACCUGCCUCCUUUGGUCCUGGACGGCAUCCCGACCCCGGUCAACAAGAUGACCCAGGCCCAGCUCAGGGCCUUCAUCCCGCUCAUGCUCAAGUACUCCACGGGGAGGGGCAAGCCGGGGUGGGGCAAGGAGAGCUGCCGGCCCGUCUGGUGGCCCUCGGACCUGCCCUGGGCCAAUGUGCGCAGCGACGUACGCACAGAAGACGAAAAGAAGAAGGUAUCGUGGACUCAUGCCCUGCGCACCAUCGUCAAGAACUGCUACAAGCACCACGGCCGGGAGGACCUGCUGCCCGAGUUCAACGAUGACAAAGACGUCAAGGACCUGAUCCAACACCAGCGGACACAGACCACCAUCAUCCCCUCCCACGCCGUGGUGCAGACCAUCAAUAACCCCGACGGCACCGUGUCGCUCAUACAGGUGGACACUGGCAACACCGUCGCCACACUGACCGACGUCAAUCAAGUGCAGCAGGUGCAGCAGGUGCAGCAGAUGGGUCAGAUCCAACACGUGCAGCUGCACCACAUCCCCGUCCAGCAGCAGCCCCAGCAACAGCAGGCGGCCCAAGCCGUCCAGACCCUGGCCGACGUGGCAGCCUCUCAGGCCAGCACCACGGCCGUGGUCACCACCACCAACCUCCCCCAGGCGCCCCAGGCCACGCCCGUCUCGGUGGAGAUGAACAGCGAGGCCGCCGCCCACGGAGGGGUGGCCACCAUCUCCGAGGCCACGCUGGCCGAGGGGACGCACAUCAUGCUGUCCAGUAACGGCGAGACGAUGGGGACUAUCAGCAGCGUGGGUGCUGAUGGGGCAACACAAGGUAUUGUGAUCCCAGCCUCCAUGUACCAGAGCAUGGUCAACAGCAUGCAGCAGGGCGGUCAGGUCCAGGUCCACACCCAACUGCCUGUCCACACGGUGGCCGUGGUCGGGACCCAACCCACGGCCAUGGUCCAAGGCCAACACAUCCAACAAGUCGUGGUCCCGUCUGGCAUGGUAGCGACGACAGGCCAGCUGCAGCAGCAGCAGCAGCAGCAGUCUGGGGCUGUGCCGUUGGCGACUCAGGCUGUGGAGGGUUGACAAGGUUUUUCAAGAAAAGUCCAGAACAGUCUCUUAGAACCUGCACUGAAACUUCAGGUUAGUGUUCACAGUAUUAUUUUUAAUUUAUUUUCAAAUCAAAGGUGUAGGAGAAUCAGGAAGCCAGGUCCAGUUUGUUUUUUUGAAGAUGGCUGGUCAAUUAAACUACGGAUUAAAAGCAGAUGACUGAAUAUUUAAGGGUUUAGGUCCUGAAUGUCUUCAGCUUGAUUGUUCACAAAACGUUGUAUCCGUACUAAUAUUAUGUGAUUUCCAUUCAAAGAGCCUGGUUUCCUGCACGUUAAUGCAUUAGGGUUGGGUCUGGGAACCAGACCUUGAGGAUGUUUACUGCACAAAAACAGUAUUAUCAAUCGUAACGAUCCUUCGUUUUCUUUCGUUUUAAUUUUUUAGGGGUUUUAAUAGUUGUCAUGAUUUGCACUGUGUAAUACACAUCUUGGAAUAUUAAAUUAUUGUUAGUAAUUCUUGAAAUAGGGUUAAAUUUUGUAAAUUUCACUUCAAAAGGGAAAUCUUUAGAAUUAACGGCUUUGAAAUAUGUGAAAAAGUCGAUUCAAUAAAAUUCUGCAGCCUAUGUUAUUUGAA
Molecule: messenger RNA, 2308 nt
Organism: Patiria miniata (bat star)
Lineage: Eukaryota; Metazoa; Echinodermata; Asteroidea; Valvatida; Asterinidae
Gene: nrf1
Product: DNA-binding protein P3A2-like
Exons: 9
Coding region: 188-1714 (508 amino acids)
Biological process (GO): regulation of transcription by RNA polymerase II
Cellular component (GO): nucleus
Molecular function (GO): RNA polymerase II cis-regulatory region sequence-specific DNA binding; DNA-binding transcription factor activity, RNA polymerase II-specific
Source: RefSeq, a predicted model, not a curated record